AUGGAUUGGGUCCUUUCCCUAUGCUGUGGAGCCACAAGAAAGAAGUAUGUUGUUGCUCUUCUGGGGCUGGAGGAAGACCAGAGACAUGUUCUGAAGCACUCUGUCUCGAACUACAAGGAAGACAAAUCUCUCCGGCCAUUUUCAGAAGACACAUGCAUUGCAAAUGGAAUGGAGCUCAUUUUCCAGUCAUUGGAUGACAAUGCAGACCUUUAUGAGAUAAGAGGGAUCCACAUGGGCCUUUCUGCUGCAGUCGUCUUUGCUGUGGAUGCAGACAACAAAACCUCUGUCGAGAAGUGUAUUACGCUUAUUGGAGAAGAUGCCACAAAGACAAAAGAUGUUAUUGUUGUACUAUGCAAGUCGAACAUCUAUGGAAACGAGUCUGUGCAAGAGCUUAAGAGGACCUGCGACGAGAUAAGCCAUGGAAAGAUCGAGUUUAUUCUUUACGAGGAGUCAAGGUCAUUCCUAGGUGUCCACAAAGGAAUAAAUUGGAUAUGUAAUCGACUAGAGGAGUAG
Encephalitozoon intestinalis ATCC 50506 is the source of this 513-nucleotide messenger RNA. RefSeq lists its product as uncharacterized. Bases 1 to 513 code for a protein of 170 amino acids. The record is from RefSeq and is a predicted model, not a curated record. NCBI's taxonomy places the organism in Eukaryota, Fungi, Microsporidia, Unikaryonidae. The transcript has a single exon.